AUGAGUUCCAUCGGCCUCGUUGUUUUCCGCAACUCGCCACUCAAAGCGCAGGUGCUUCAAGAAUCCGUGAAUAAUUCCGUGAACAUAAGCAAUAAUGACGGGAACAAUGUUAGACGUGAAAUUAUUAUAGUGCGGAAAAAACAAAAGUUACACUCACCGCCGAAUACGGUUUCAGUGUCGCCUCUAGUGCAUGUAGAUUCCGUUAGUCCAAAUAUAUCCACGAAACGACCUAAACUCCGCGAAAGUGUACCAGAUGAAGCUACAAGAAGCCCAACACCUUUAGCAGUGGCGCGACGAAAUGCGCGGGAAAGGAACCGAGUCCGUCAAGUCAACGACGGAUUUUCUGCUUUACGUCGCCAUAUACCCGACGAAGUUGCUGCAGCUUUUGAAAAUGCUAAUUCCAACAGAGGGCCAAAUAAGAAGCUCAGCAAAGUAGAAACAUUACGCAUGGCUGUGGAAUAUAUUCGAAAUCUGGAAAGUCUUCUCAAUAUUGGACACGCUGACAAAGAAAACUUUUCUCAUCCUUCGAUGGAAUCUUUCCCGUCGCCGGCAUCGUCGUCGCCUAGAGAAAAUAGCCAAGAACGGAGCUACUAUUCACUCAACUCCCCUGCACUGGACGACGACGAUAUGGAUGAAGAUGAACUAGAUGGAACGUUACAUCGAAUGCCCACGCAGCAUUAUAUUGAUCUGCAAUCGUCCGAAACAUUUCAAUUAGUUUCCACUUCACACUUAUAUGAGGAAGAUGAAGGUGCUGGACAGCCAAUGACGCCUGCUUCAGAUUUAUUAGGACACGAAGAAGUAAAUCCACAUAUUAUUGACGGCCACUUUCCCUUUCCUUCCUCAGCCGAGCAGUUCUCAGUUAUCCCCGAACAAAGCUAUUGCAGUGAAACGGAUGUGCCUAUAAGUGAGGGUGAUUUUGAAGUGAAGUAUGCGGAAACUAUACAUCAACAGAUUCACUCAAAUUUUGAAGAAGACUCAGGAUUGCCACUGGAGGCAAUCAAUCCUGAUCUUAUAUUAUUACAUAACCAAUAUAAAUACAAAGAAGAAUCGGAUAAUUAUCUCGACAACCAACAAUACAGUGAUGUAGAGCUGAAAAAAGAACUUCCAGACAUCCAAGUCACUCCUGAGGAUCGAGAGCAGUUUGAGGAAACUUUAAAAUGGUGGCAAGAAAAAACUAGACAAGUUCGUUCGCUGUCCAAAAAUGGUCAUUAA
This is a messenger RNA of Pararge aegeria (speckled wood butterfly), 1212 nucleotides long. RefSeq names its product achaete-scute complex protein T8-like (gene Ase). Gene Ontology annotation, biological process: regulation of transcription by RNA polymerase II; developmental process. The transcript has a single exon. Gene Ontology annotation, molecular function: DNA-binding transcription factor activity, RNA polymerase II-specific; protein dimerization activity; RNA polymerase II transcription regulatory region sequence-specific DNA binding. Lineage: Eukaryota; Metazoa; Arthropoda; Insecta; Lepidoptera; Nymphalidae. Bases 1 to 1212 code for a protein of 403 amino acids. The record is from RefSeq and is a predicted model, not a curated record.